This is a messenger RNA of Penicillium macrosclerotiorum, 1014 nucleotides long. Its product is annotated as aldo/keto reductase. The transcript has a single exon. The record is from RefSeq and is a predicted model, not a curated record. Lineage: Eukaryota; Fungi; Ascomycota; Eurotiomycetes; Eurotiales; Aspergillaceae. The coding region runs from base 1 to 1014 and encodes 337 amino acids.
AUGCAAUACCAGCGACUUGGUAACAGUGGUUUGAAAACUUCAAGAAUAAUUCUCGGCUGUAUGACUUAUGGAAAUCCCAACUGGGAAGGCUCUCCAUGGGUUCUCGAUGAGGCGCAGUCACUGCCGCUUUUGAAAAGGGCCUACGAUUUGGGCAUCAAUACGUUUGAUACCGCAAACACAUACUCGAACGGAAUUUCUGAAGGACUCCUCGGCAAAAUGAUCAAAAAAUAUUCCAUCCCGCGGAGCAAGGUAGUCAUAAUGACAAAAGUCUACUAUCCCGUGCUGGAAGAAACCCCAAAUUUGCGAUCAAGCCCCGCACUAAAUGACGGGCCUUUAGUAAAUCAGAUGGGGUUAAGUCGGAAGCAUGUCUUCGACGCCGUUGAAGGGUCACUACGGCGGUUGAAUACAGAUCACAUCGACGUUCUUCAAAUUCAUCGGCUGGAUUCAGAAACCUCCCCCGAAGAGAUUAUGAGAGCACUGCACGAUCUAGUUCAAAUGGGGAAAGUCCGCUAUCUAGGGGCCUCGAGUAUGCACUGCUGGGAAUUCGCAAGGUUGCAAUAUAUCGCCAAAAUGCACGGAUGGACGCCAUUCGUCAGCAUGCAAGGCCUAUACAAUCUGCUUUAUCGUGAAGAGGAACGCGAGAUGAAUCCAUUUUGUCGCAGCGAGGGCGUAGGGUUGAUUGCCUGGAGCCCCCUAGCGCGAGGCAUAUUGGCUCGUCCGUGGCAAGAGAAAACAACUCGCGCAGAUCAAGAUCAGAAGACAAAGAAAUGGUUUGUUGGUGAUCAAAACGAGAUUAUUGUGAAUCGGGUCGAGGAAGUGGCUCACAGAAAGAACUGCAGCAUGAGCUCUGUUGCGAUGGCCUGGUUGUUGGAGAAAGGAUGCUGUCCGAUCGUUGGACUUAACAGCAUCCAGAGAAUUGAAAAUUCUCUUGAGACUCUUGCUAUUCAUCUCACGAAUGAGGAUUUGAGAUAUCUAGAAGACCCAUAUCUCCCAUUAGCUGUUCAGGCGAUUUAA